AUGGGUCUCGACGAGCACGAUAACGAACUUAUCUUUGAGACAAGUGAGGAUGUGCAAGUACUGGACAGCUUCGAUGCUCUUGGCUUGAAAGAGGACCUUCUCCGUGGUAUCUACCAAUACGGUUUCGAACGGCCCUCUGCGGUCCAACAGCGCGCCAUUCUGCCUAUCGUUAAGGGAAGGGACGUCGUAGUACAGAGUCAGUCUGGUACUGGUAAGACUUGUGUCUUCGCCUUGGGAGCCUUGCAAACCGUGAAGCCCACCGAGAGGGACCCUCAAGUUCUCAUCCUUUCCCCUACACGCGAGUUGGCCGAGCAAAGUCAGAAGGUUUGCCUGGCCCUCGGUGACUAUAUGAACGUUCAAGUCCACUGCUGUGUUGGUGGUAAGAAGCUCACUGAUGACAUUCGCGCUCUGGAGGCCGGCGUCCAUAUCGUCUCGGGCACCCCUGGACGAGUGUAUCAUAUGAUAUCCCAACGUCAUCUUUCGACAAGGCAUCUCAAAAUGCUGGUCUUGGAUGAAGCCGAUGAGAUGCUGGACAGAGGCUUCAAGGAGCAGGUUUACGAUAUCUAUCGUUAUCUCCCUCCGAGCACUCAAUGUGUUCUGGUAUCGGCCACCAUGCCUAACGAGAUCCUGGAGAUGACCAACAACUUCAUGAACAACCCCUUUAGGGUUCUCGUUAAGCGUGAUGAGUUGACGCUAGAAGGUAUAAAGCAGUUCUUCGUUGCUGUCGAGAAGGAGCAGUGGAAAUUCGAUACCCUUUGUGACCUGUACGAUACUCUGACCAUUACACAGGCCGUCAUAUUCUGCAAUACUAAGCAGAAGGUCGAUUGGCUGACCAACAAAAUGAGAGAGGCCAAGUUCACCGUUGUUUCUAUGCAUGGUGAUAUGCCUCAGAAGGAGCGUGAUGCUAUCAUGCAGAAGUUCAGAUCUGGCCAGGCCCGUGUCCUGAUCACCACCGAUAUCUGGGGUCGUGGUUUGGAUGUACAGCAAGUGUCUCUGGUCAUUUGCUACGAUUUGCCCAAUAAUCGUGAAUUGUACAUUCAUCGUAUCGGCCGAUCGGGUCGUUUUGGUCGUAAGGGUGUUGCCAUUAACUUCGUCAAGGAAGAUGAUGUUAGGAUUUUGAGGGAUAUCGAACAAUACUACUCUACGCAAAUUGAUGAGAUGCCGAUGAAUGUUGCCGAUCUCAUCUAAGGAGAAAUGGUGAUAGCCAGAAGGUCUACGUCGUGUUAUUAUCAUUGGUAGUAAAAUAGAGGUGGUAUUAUGAAGAGAAAAGACACUCAGUAAUCUACUCUUUUCCC
Molecule: messenger RNA, 1295 nt
Organism: Perkinsus marinus ATCC 50983
Lineage: Eukaryota; Perkinsozoa; Perkinsida; Perkinsidae
Product: eukaryotic translation initiation factor, putative
Exons: 12
Coding region: 1-1188 (395 amino acids)
Cellular component (GO): nucleolus; catalytic step 2 spliceosome
Molecular function (GO): RNA helicase activity; ATP binding; mRNA binding
Source: RefSeq, a predicted model, not a curated record